Molecule: messenger RNA, 1025 nt
Organism: Ananas comosus (pineapple)
Lineage: Eukaryota; Viridiplantae; Streptophyta; Magnoliopsida; Poales; Bromeliaceae
Product: serotonin N-acetyltransferase 1, chloroplastic
Exons: 8
Coding region: 120-863 (247 amino acids)
Cellular component (GO): cytoplasm
Molecular function (GO): N-acetyltransferase activity
Source: RefSeq, a predicted model, not a curated record
GCGGACCCGAUCCUGUCUCGCACGCCCCACCUUAUCUCAUUCUCUCUCUCCCUCUCUCUAUCACUCUGCUACUUAGAGGUAGUACACCAAAAAAUCUAGGGUUUGUAAGGAGGAGGAAGAUGCUCUCAAGCGCCACAUUUGCUUCAUCUUCAAUGUGUCAGAUUCGUCCAAUGACAUGUCAUUUUGAAAAGCGAGAUCAGCUUUUAACUCAUAGAGUGUACUUUGGGCUGCGACAAGCAAACAGAAGGGAGAAGAGUUGGUCCUUGAAGGCCGGAUUUUGGGAUUCCAUCAAAUCUGGUUUCUUGAAGAAUAACAACACGACAGAGAUAAUUGAGCCACCCUCAGCACCAACAGAAGAAGAGGAAGAGCCCAUGCCUGAGGAAAUCGUUCUUAUCGAAAGAACUGAACCUGAUGGAACAUUUGAACAGAUUAUAUUUUCUUUAUCUGGAGAUGUAGAUGUAUACGAUCUUCAAGCUUUAUGUGACAAGGUGGGCUGGCCUCGAAGACCACUCACAAAAGUAGCGGCAUCUUUAAGAAAUAGCUACUUAGUCGCUACAUUGCAUUCAAAAACAAAAUCUUCAGGCACAGAAGGAGAUGGUCGGAAGCAACUUAUUGGCAUGGCUCGCGCUACUUCAGACCAUGCUUUUAAUGCUACAAUAUGGGAUGUCCUCGUCGAUCCUUCCUAUCAGGGCCAGGGACUCGGUAAAGCACUCGUAGAACAGCUAAUUCGAGCAUUGCUCCAAAGGGAUAUUGGCAAUAUAACAUUGUUUGCAGACAAUAAAGUUGUUGAUUUCUACAAGAACUUGGGAUUUGAAGCCGACCCAGAAGGCAUUAAGGGCAUGUUCUGGUACCCGAGAUACUAGUAAUUGAUAGGUAGUUUUGUUUGUAUUAUAGUUGUAUGUUCAUUGAGCUAUUUUAAAUAAUCCAUUCAUCACAUAUACCAAACCAAUGUACCAAAUAUGUGUCCACGUAAAUGAUCAAACAAUUUAUCCAGUUUCUAGUUUUUGAUCUUCCAUUUGAUUUUA